Molecule: messenger RNA, 5010 nt
Organism: Gadus morhua (Atlantic cod)
Lineage: Eukaryota; Metazoa; Chordata; Actinopteri; Gadiformes; Gadidae
Gene: osbpl5
Product: oxysterol binding protein-like 5
Exons: 23
Coding region: 249-2852 (867 amino acids)
Cellular component (GO): cortical endoplasmic reticulum; cytosol; membrane
Molecular function (GO): cholesterol binding
Source: RefSeq, a predicted model, not a curated record
CCGUACGUUGACUGGUCGACUCCUCUGCCGACUGGCUGCCAGUCGAGCUAUCCAGUAUCCAGAGAGCCACGGCAACGAAGCUGUCGUAGAGAGUAGCGGAUUCUGGAUUGCUACGUGGAAAAUAGGUCUUAAACAGCUUCAUGUGCACGACCGAUCACGACAAAAAGUGAGACGGGCGGCUUCGACAGAGGCUUUUGGAUGCUGUGCCUACCGUGGCUCAGGUGAAAGAGGACCGGGUGGGUGUCAGGAUGAAGGAGGAGACUGUGUUCCAGCGCAGGCUUUCUCUGUGUCCCAAUGCUACCUCGCCACCCAAGAUUGACCCCCGCACCCUCACCCGCAACCUGUCUUACGGCGGCGACGACGAUCUGUAUCAGCUCAGCACAGGCAGCGAGAUGGACGCCAACGGAGACUCUGUACUGAGCAGCGAGCUCAGCCCUGCCCAGUCACCGAGCAGCCAGUCGGAGUCCCGGAUGUUCAAUGGUGUGGAGAAGGAGUGCCCCUCCCCCACAGAGAGACUGGCCCGGAAGGAGUCCCUCAAGGUCCAGAAGCGAAAUUACAGACAGGAGAAGAAACGGGCAGCCAAAGAACUGUUUAGUGCGCUGAAGGACCCGAGGGUUGUCAUCAUGUCCGACUGGCUCAAGAUCCGAGGCUCGUUGAAGAGCUGGACCAAGCUGUGGUGCAUUCUGAAGCCUGGGGUUCUACUGAUCUACAAGACGCCCAAGAACGACCACUGGGUGGGCACCAUCCUCCUCAACGCCUGCAAGCUCAUCGAGAGGCCCUCCAAGAAGGACGGCUUCUGCUUCAAGCUGUACCACCCUCUGGACAAGUCCGUCUGGGCCGUCAAGGGUCCAACCGGAGAGAACGUUGGUUCCAUAACCCAGCCACUGCCAAGCAGCUACCUGAUCUUCAGAGCUGCCUCUGAGUCCGACGGUCGGUGUUGGAUGGACGCCCUGGAGCUGGCGCUGAGCUGCUCCAGUAUUUACAAGCUGACUGCCAAAGGCGGGAGAGAGGCCGACUUCAACGCGUCCUCUGACUCCUCCCACAUCCUCCACCUGCUGCAGUCCACGGCUCUCAGUGACGCCGAGCUACUACAGUUGAAUGACUCUGACUUCAUGGUGAAUCACCAAAUGGAGACCGACGGCUUCUCUGACAAAUCGGAGCGCGAGGCUCACGAGGACUGGGACACGCCAGCCAAUGAGAACGGAGGCAGGCUGACGGAGGAGAGCGACAUGGACCAAGCGGACGACCUGUCGCCCGGUCUGCAGGCCACGCCUUACGUGGAGCAGGGCCUGGAGGAGAUGGCAGAGGCUGGCGAGGCCUCCCAGGUGGAGACGGUGUCUGAGGAGAACAAGGGUCUGAUCUGGACGCUGCUGAAGCAACUGCGGCCUGGCAUGGACCUGUCCAAGGUGGUGCUGCCCACUUUCAUCCUGGAGCCGCGCUCCUUCCUGGAUAAGCUGUCGGACUACUACUUCCACGCCGACCUGCUGUCACAGGCGGUGCUGGAGGAGAGUGCGUACGGCCGGAUCAAGCAGGUGGUGCGCUGGUACCUUUCUGGCUUCUACAAGAAGCCCAAGGGUCUCAAGAAGCCCUACAACCCCAUCCUCGGCGAGACGUUUCGCUGCUGCUGGCUCCACCCAGAGUCCGACAGCUGCACCUAUUACGUUGCUGAACAGGUCUCCCACCAUCCCCCCAUCUCUGCCUUCUACAUCAGCAAUAAGAAGGACGGCUUCUGCAUCAGCGGCAGCAUCUUGGCCAAGUCCAAGUUUUAUGGUAACUCUCUGUCCGCCAUCUUGGACGGUAAAGCCAGACUACAUUUUCUCAGCAGGGAUGAGGAGUAUGUCAUCACCAUGCCUUAUGCCCACUGCAAAGGAAUCCUGUAUGGCACCAUGACACUAGAACUGGGAGGGAAGAUCACAAUUGAGUGUGAGAAAACCAAAUGUGCCGCAGAGUUGGAGUUCAAGCUGAAGCCUUUCCUGGGCGGCGCCAGCUCGGUCAACCAGAUCUGUGGGAAGAUCCAGAUCGCAGAUGAGCUGGUCUCUACUGUGGAAGGCCACUGGGACGGCGAGGUGUAUAUCCAGGAGAAGCGCAGCGGAACGCAGGAGCUGCUCUGGAACCCGAGUCCGGAGGUCCGAAGCAGCAGGCUCAAGAGGAAGGUGGUCCAUGCGGACCACCAGGGGGAGUUUGAGUCUGAGAGGCUGUGGCAGCACGUGACCAGCGCCAUCCAGGACCGGGACCAGAACCGGGCCACCCAGGAGAAGUUUGUCCUGGAGGAGGCGCAGCGGAAGGAGGCCCGGGAGCGGGGGGACAAGCCCUGGAGCUCCCCGCUGUUCCACACGGACCCCGUCAGCGGAGAGUGGUCCUACCGACACAUAGAGACCCAGCCCUGGGACCCCGAGACCUGCCUGUCUCAGUUCGAGAAGGACGGCGUGAUCCAGACCCACAUGAAGACCAGCCAGCGCCGGCACAACGGCCUCCUGUUCAGCCACGGCUGGGACGGAGCGCAGCAGGCGAAACACCGGAAAAGCAGCAGCCAGCCCUCCAGCUGCAGCCAGAACACUGAGAGUAGUGGCAGCACUCCAGAGCCAACACACUCCUCUGACAAUGAAGACGCUGCGUAUCCGAGCCAAUGCGCUCGGUGUAGCAAGGAGAUGAAGGAGCUGGCCGUUGUGGGGAGCUCCAUCGCCUCCAUACAGAAGGGCCAGCAGGACAUCCAGAGGAACCUGGCGUCGCUGGGCCGCCAGCUGGCCCGCCAGCAGGGGGUGGAGGAGGGCGUUUCGCUGACGGGGCGCCACUGCCUGGUGCUCUGCGUGCUGCUGCUGUCCCAGCUCCUGCUCAACUACGUCCUGACCUGAGCCCCCCCCCUAGACCCCCCCCCGCCCGGCCCCCUCCCCCGACAGAAGCAGAAGGACUGACUCUACGUGUGUAUGUCACUGGGGGGGGAGGGUCGGGUCGGGUGGGGGUGGGGGGGAGGGGGAGCACUCAUGGGCACCACAGCAAUAAUCCCAGACACAGACCCCGUCUCUCUGCCCCCCGGGACCAGGGGUGGCGCCCCCUAGUGUAGCCGGCUGGGACAGCACGGGCGCCGCGCGCACUUUGGUCGGAGGAAUCGCCACGGAGACGCAGAAGGACGUUGCUUCGAGGAGACGGGCAAAACAGAACGUCCCACCAUCCUUUGGACGGGUCUCUUCUAGAACACCCUGCAAUACUGUCGGUCUGUGAGCGUCCGUGUGUCCGCGUGUCCGUGUUCAUUCUUCGGAGGGCCCGUUCCCCGGGACUCCUCGUUCUCCUCGUUCCCAUUCCAGUCCCCUGGGCCUUAUUGCUGAAGCCAAAAAAAAUAAAGAAGCGGACGUUCGACGCGAGGCAUCGGGAGCGCCGCCCGAGAGGAGAGCAGCAACUUCCAAACGCGCGGCCCGGUCUGCUUUCUAACGGCGUGUGCUCAGAGACGCGCUGUCCUCUGUCUGUCCUCUGUCCGUCCUCCACGUCUUUCUAACGAGGAUGAUUUUACCAAAACAGUAUUUGUAAUCAGAGGACAAACGUGUUCUUGUUUACAGCAGCGGGCGGGAAAAAAGAGCUCCGGCUUCGCCAAAGCAAAAGUCCCCGCCGUGUUUUCCGGCUCCGCCCCCCGUCGCCGUGCCAGGCGAUGUUCCUCUAGGGGGCGCUGUUCCCGUGUCAGAAGCACGAGGCCAACGGGGGGCUUUUACUUUGGGAAGCGCAGACGUUUUCCGCCGCUGGUUUACAGGAAGCCCCCGUCCUUCCCCCCGGAGCGUCUAGAACCGGACGUUCUGCGGGGAACGGGGCGGCGCGGCGAGCCGAUCCGUGUGUCUUUGUAGUAUCUGUGCCUGUAGCACCGUCAGAGGUAGGUUUAUAGCAUAGCACUGCUCUGUACCAGACCAUGACACUAGUGGUAUCAAUCAUUUCCAUAGCAACGACGGGGGGGGGGAGGGGGGGGGACAAUGAAGUAAAGUACGAAUGGGAGAUCUUUAUAAAGAAUGAGGCAGGGUUGGGGCGGGGGGGGGGGGGGGGGUUGUUGUCGCAGUAGGCCUAUUGCGAAGAUUCUGAGUGUCUUUUGAGCACACUAUUUCAGCGUGCUGUUUUAAGGUGUACACACUUAAUUAAGGGGUUGGUUUUUUUAUGUAAAUGUAUCAAUUUGUAAAUAUAUUAUUUGUCUGGAGCACAUUUGGACACGCGCGUGUUCAAAAAAGAAUUGAGAAUGUAUUUAUUGGGUGACUAAUCGUGAUUCCUCGAUCGGAACGCAGUCUGAAGGACAGGAAGGAGUGACAAUCACUCUUGUAGGUGUGUGUGUGUGUGUGUGUGUGUGUGUGUGUGUGUGUGUGUGUGUGUGUGUGUGUGUGUGUGUGUGUGUGUGUGUGUGUGUGUGUGUGUGUGUGUGUGUGUGUGUGUGUGUGUGUGUCAGGGGGAGAGAGAUUGUGUGAGGGACACAGAGUCUGAGAGAGAUUGUGUGUGCGUUUAUGAGAGAGACAGUCUGUGUGUGUGUGUGUGAGAGACAUCAAUUUCAAGAGAUUGUGUUUGUGUGUUUGUUGAGAGACAAACUCUUGAGAGUGUUUGUGAGAGAGAUUGUGUUUGUUAGACAGACUCUGUGUGUGUGUGUGCGUGCACAUCAGAGGAUGUGAGUAGGACAGUGAGCCCUAGUGGGCCAUACUACAGCAGGCUUGGUGAAGGAAGGCCUGGUUCUGACCUAAGCUUGGUCGCAGCAUAUGAGGGAAGGGCGUGUCUCGACACAUGGUUCAUAGCCAAUAGGGACGCAGCUCUGAAGGGAGAGGCAGAGCACAGAGCACAGAUGAGGAAGUCGACUUUGAAUGCUUUUAAAUCACAUAUGUUUUAAUGUUUCACAUAUCCAUGUUUUCUACUCUUUACUGCCAUGAUGUGGUUAUUCUACACAGUUUUAUGUCACAUGAUACAACAGAUCAUGAUAUUGCCUCGUGUUUUCAUUCAUACCUGUUACAUACUGUAGCACUACAGUAAUAAAAAAUAUAUUUUAACCCAAAACCA